This is a messenger RNA of Eriocheir sinensis (Chinese mitten crab), 1871 nucleotides long. RefSeq lists its product as uncharacterized. The record is from RefSeq and is a predicted model, not a curated record. NCBI's taxonomy places the organism in Eukaryota, Metazoa, Arthropoda, Malacostraca, Decapoda, Varunidae. The coding region runs from base 1 to 1848 and encodes 615 amino acids. The transcript is spliced from 4 exons.
AUGGAGGUCAGGCGUGCGUCCGUCCCUGCCAAGGUCAUGGAUGCCCCCGUGGCGAAGGAGCGAGGGGGACGAAUGGAUCCUAUAGGCGGGGCAGCGAUGACUAACGGUGUGGCGGGACCCAGCAAGAGCGCGAUGGUGGGCGGGAAGCUGAGUCUCGGGUCACUUAGCGGGCGAGGUGAUGGACUUGCCACGAGAAGGCCAAGUGUGUCUAGCGAUAGCGUGUUGAGCAAGGGACUGAUCACCAACGGGCCGCUGCCUUACAGUGGGGACAUGGCGGGGGGAGGGGGAGGGGGUAAUGUAAGGGUGGUUGGCGCGGGGAGGGGGGCAGGGGGAGGGGGAGGAGUCGGGAUGAGCGGCGCGGCUUCACAGGGCUUCGUGGAACUCUCGAAGCGUCGACUGGCCAAUGACCCGGCCAUGAUGCGUGAGUUGAAGCGAUACCAGGAGCUGAUGCUGAAGACCCUCCUCCCCUCCAUCUCUAGCGGCGACGGCGAGCACCACUACGCCCUGCCACGCCCACAGCACGCCCAGCAGUCCCCAGACAUCCUCCCCGCGCACAGAGGCCAGCCAGACGGCACCGAUAACCCCCCUGAGAAGCCUCCCAGCGAGCACCUUCCCCGCCCUGAGCCUACUGACGCAAUCUCGGGCGCGACACAGCACGUCUCGCCGCGCCUCUGCUCCUCCUUCAACACCUCCAAAUCAGCCUGCAGCCACGGGAGUCAGGGGAGCAGAACCAUGCCUUCGGGGCCCGCCAGUGCUGGUACCCGCCUCCCCUACACCAUAUACAACCCCAUGGACACCUCCCCUCGCCCCUCACACCGCCGGAGGAGCAACGAAGAGGCGUCCCCGCGUAAGAAGGUCCACAGAAGAAGCCACGACGAAGGGGCCAACAGGAAGAGGAGUCACGGGGAUGGAGGAGGCGAGGAGGAGGAGCUGGACCCCUCGAGACUCUCUGGCGCCAACGGAGGAGAGCUUGACAUGCUGACCCUCGCGGCGCUGUACCUGGAGAGCCGCCACCGGGUAUUCGGGCAGGAGUGGCACCACCGCCCUGACCUACCGGCGAAUGCGAGGGCGACUAACCAGGUGGGCGGCACGGGUCUCGGGGGCCCGGGUAUCGUUCGCCCUCGCCGCCUCUCCCCCCUCUCGCCCUCCGACACGCCACCCAAGGACGGGGAGGAGGACGGCGAUAAGGAGUCGAGGAUGUUUUCCGCACUGAUGCCAACUCCCGCGGGGCUUCACCUCUCCGUCAACUACACCCACAACCUUGGUCUUGACGAGUCCUUCUACCUUGCUGAACGUGCUCGCGCCCUUCGCCCACGCCUUCGUCGCCUCAACUCCAUGGAUGACCUGCUCCCCUCCUCCCCGGGGCAUCCCUCCUCCCCUAAUGAGCUCCAAAAGGCCACCUCCGCCCCUGACCUCUCCAACAGCGCCCACGGGAGGAAAGGACAGCUGGAGACGGUUCUCUCUCCCGUCUCGUCACAGGAGAGCCUAUCCCCUCCCCUGGUCACGCCCGCCCGAGCCAACACACCCACGGAGGCAAGACACUCAGCCGCCAUGGUCCGCCCACAGAUGGUAGGCGGUUCUCUGGCAACGAACUCUACCGUGGACACCGCUAGGACCGUCAACAACUACGGGCACGGGCAGGAUGUAGUUGGUAAUGCCCUGACGAAGAAGAAGCAGCUCACACAACUCCCUGAACCCUCGCGCUCUGGCCUGCCGCCGCCGCCGCCCCGCCUGUCCCUGCGUGGGUCCCUGGACACUCCCACACCCGCGCCUACCAACGAGGGCGCUGGGAGGAAGAUGGGAAGGGUGCACCUACAGCCACUGAGUGUUAGGAAGACCUCGAACUGAGAGAGAGAGAGAGAGAGAGAGAG